AUGCAAUCAUUAUCUCGCAAAUUCCACCAGUUUAGUGAAUGUCCCAAUCUUGCCAACGAAGGCAUGGGGAGGCAUGGUAAGUUCGAUGAUGACCAUGGUGAAGACGGUGAGAAGGACAAUGAUGAAAAAAAUGGUGGUGCGGGGCGAGCAGUGGCACUCGGAGUAACAGCAGAUCGUUGUGCUUUCUAUAAUUGCGAGUACUGCACUCUUGGAACAUUGUCACAUCCAUUGCAAGUCCACAGGGUUUAUAAUCGCACAGAGCAGAAACUCUCCACAGGAAAAAGCUGGUUAUGUAUUCCCGAGGUAAUGGGGGAACUUCAUAUGCAUAUCCGGGAAGACCAUGGAGACCUUUUGCAAGAGUGGUUUUUGCAUUCACUUUCAUGGAUCAAUGUAUAA
Messenger RNA from Sphenostylis stenocarpa, 396 nucleotides. Lineage: Eukaryota; Viridiplantae; Streptophyta; Magnoliopsida; Fabales; Fabaceae. The record is from the annotation of a GenBank genome assembly.